Molecule: messenger RNA, 1558 nt
Organism: Blastomyces dermatitidis ER-3
Lineage: Eukaryota; Fungi; Ascomycota; Eurotiomycetes; Onygenales; Ajellomycetaceae
Product: alcohol dehydrogenase
Exons: 2
Coding region: 526-1380 (284 amino acids)
Cellular component (GO): intracellular anatomical structure
Molecular function (GO): oxidoreductase activity, acting on NAD(P)H, oxygen as acceptor
Source: RefSeq, a predicted model, not a curated record
CUGGAAGAUUGGCGGCUGAGCGAUGUUUGCGUGGACAAUAGAUUUUGCCCUCAAAAGAAUCAGCGAACCUGGGGUUAUGACAUCGCGAACCGGCUGGAGAUGAACUGCGGGGAAACGUCAGCUCUAUUCGAGCCCAUAUCUAGGUUCUCCCUAAUGUUGACGUUGGGGAAAACUUGGCUUUAAAGUCACUGAGGCAUACCAAUUAUGAGCGAAUAAACGGAUAGGAAUGGACUCUCUAGGGAUUUCAAAUUGAUGAUAUGUUCUAGGUACCUCCGUGUAGCUUGCGCCGAUAUAAUUAUUAGCGUACACCAAAGGUUGAGAUCGCCUGUGAUGCCAACUGACCCAUUGUCACGGAUACUUGGUUUCUAGUCUCACGUAUGUCAUAGGUCAUCUGAAUAGGAUAGCAGAGCCAGAGUAGAAUCUUAUAUAUUUACUACCGUCCGACCUGUUGGGUUCCGGCUGCCAGCAGAAAAAUUUCAAUAUAUGCAUUUUAUCGCAUAGGUCACUCAUUGACUAACCGACACAAUGUCCACUAUCCACAACUCGUACAGAAACGACUCCCAUAACCACCAUAACCACCAUCACCACCAAAAGGUGUAUCCGAACUUUAGCUUAAAGAAUAAAGUAUACGUCGUCACAGGUGGUGGUCGAGGGCUAGGGCUAUGCAUGGCAGAAGCAAUGACAGAGGCUGGUGCCGAAGUGCACUGCCUUGAUAUACUUGAGGAACCUGCGCAUGAAUUUAUCGAAACUCAAGAGCUAGCCGCCAGAUCCCAUGUUGGCUCGUUGCAUUACCAUCAUCUUGAUGUACGUGACACGAUACUCCUCAAUGACAAGAUCGUAGAUAUCGCAGGAAGACAUGACGGAAUCGACGGUCUAGUGGCUGCCGCAGGCGUCCAGCAGAUCAUGCCUGCCAUCGAUUGUACCGCAGAGGAUAUCACACGGAUAAUGGAUGUAAACUAUACCGGGGCUUUCAUGACCGCCCAAGCCGUGGCCAGACAAAUGAUCACAUAUAAAAACCACGGCUCCAUCGUCCUAAUUGCAAGCAUGAGCGGCCUCAUCGCAAACAGAGGUUUGAUUUCGCCCGCAUACAAUGCCUCGAAAGCCGCAUUGAUUCAGCUGGCAAGAAGCCUUGCAAUGGAGUGGGGUCAUGAGGGAAUUCGUGUCAAUUCGCUCUCUCCGGGCCACAUUGUCACACCAAUGGUGGAGAAGAAUUUUGAGGAAGUGCCUGGCCUCCAGGAGAUCUGGGAGCGGGAGAAUAUGCUGGGCCGUCUGGCACGGCCGGAGGAGUUCACGGGCGCAGCUAUUUUCAUGUUGAGCGAAGCCAGCUCCUUCAUGACUGGGAGUAAUAUAAUCAUCGACGGAGGCCACACUGCUUGGUAAAGGGAAGCUUGGGUUCGGGUUUUUGUGGCGGAAUAAUGUAAUGUAGUGUAACGACUUUUCAUGUACAAGCUAAAUACUUCUUGCAUGAGCGUAUGAAUUAAUCGAUAUCAAGAGUAUCUCCAUGUGGUUCUUUCCCCCAGUUUUUAUUUUUAUUAUUUUUAUUUUUAUUUUUAUUUUU